GUCAAUGCCUCGCAAGUGGACUUUUGGACGGUCACGUGACAAGUGGCUUGCAAAAAAAAAAAAGUUGUUCUUUGCUCCCUGCUUGCUGCAUAAAGUGACAAAAUAUGAAGUGGUUGGACCUCUUCGGACAUCUAAAAUGUGUCGUAAUUGGAAUGAUCCACGUUCAAGCUUUGCCAGGCUCUCCACUCGGAUGCAUGGAAAUGUCCCGAAUCAUCGAAGAGGCCUGCAGGGAGGCGAGCGUAUACCGCGAUGCAGGCCUGGUAAGCAGGAGCACAUUGACCGAGCCAUGCGGGGCACCCCAAGAGUCCACUCAUAGUACACUUCUGGCAUUCAUACUUGCCACCAUUUACAGUGAUUGUCCGUCCAUCCCCAUCGGCGUCCAGAACCAGCAGGCGCUCGCUGUCACUCUCGCAUCAGGCGGCGACUUCAUCCGUGCGGAGGGCUUCGUGCUUUCCCACGUAGCCGACGAGGAUUUGGUCCACGCUUACGCCAGAGAACUUCUAAGGUACCGCAAGAGCGUCGGAGCGGAGGACGUCCUCGUUUUCACGGACAUCAAGAAGAAACACAGUUCUCACGCUCUGACGUCUGAUGUGAGCGCGGCGGAGACGGCUCGGGCCGCUGAGUUCUUCCUCUCGGACGGACUCAUCCUCACCGGAACGUCCACGGGAGCCCAGACAGGCCGAGCCCAGACAGGCUCGUUGGCCAGGCUCUCACCCGCCGUCAUUGUGCGCUGA
This is a messenger RNA of Phycodurus eques (leafy seadragon), 734 nucleotides long. RefSeq lists its product as uncharacterized. Lineage: Eukaryota; Metazoa; Chordata; Actinopteri; Syngnathiformes; Syngnathidae. The transcript is spliced from 6 exons. The record is from RefSeq and is a predicted model, not a curated record. Bases 105 to 734 code for a protein of 209 amino acids.